AUGAAUAUUCCCAUUUUUAAAGCAGCUAACCGAGCACACUCAAACCACGAAAUGCCUUAGCAACUUGUUGCAGCAACAUUUAGUGCCUACAUAUUAUUAGCAAAUAUCGAAGCCAAUAACAUAGAACGCAUUAUGCUUAGUGAAAUUCUUCUCAAAAUUUAUGAAAACCACUACGCAGUAAAGCCAAAAACAUAAAACCGAAGUGGUUAGCAAAUCCAAAACAUAGCAGCAAGCAAAAAAAAAGCAACAAAAACCACGCAACAUUUUAUGGAACAACAAAACCAUUUGUGCAGCAAAAAUGUUCAGCUCAGCGGAUGUGGCCGCAGUGCGUCAUGUGGUGCAACGCAUAUUGGUGCCAUGUGUAUUUGUGAUCGGAUUGCUGGGCAAUUCUGUGAGCAUUUACGUACUGACCAGAAAACGCAUGCGGUGUACAACAAAUAUUUACCUCACCGCCCUCGCCAUCACAGAUAUUAUUUACCUCACCAUGGCAUUGCUGUUAUCACUCAAACAUUAUGACUAUGUGCAGCGUCAAGUGGAAAUUUAUUGGAAAUGCUAUGGCUAUGUGGUGUGGCUAUGCGAUGCUUGUGCGUAUAUUUCCAUUUACAUUGCUGUGUGUUUUACGAUCGAACGAUUUAUUGCGAUACGUUACCCGCUUAAACGACAGACAUUCUGCACAGAAUCGCUGGCUAAGAGCGUCAUCACAGGAGUCGUCCUCUUCUGCCUGUUCUCCACAAUUUCGACAGCUUUCGAACAUCAGUAUCGCAUCACUAAGAAAUCAAUUGAUAUCCAUGGCAGCGCAUGUAAUAUAACCCUAGCGAAUGCGCCCGACCGCCUAUCAUUGCUACAACUGAAUUACAAUGAAAGCGUACGCCAGCAACAACAGCAACAGCGUCGACAAAAGGACCAACAAGAUGGCGAACAAAAUUUACCUGUGCAACAUUAUAUGCCAACAAUGCCAACGUCAAUAGCGACGCCAUACAUCGAUAUCGAGGGAAGUGGUGGCGGUCAGGCUGUUGCGGAUGAACGCACAGAGCAACGUAGUUGGCAGACACGGUCGUUGGAUUCCACAAUUGGGGCAGUAGCGAACAAAGAGGACAAUUUGAACAGCCGCAGUAGCAGCAGCAGCAGCCGAAGUAGGAAUAAUGAAGAAACAGGCAACAGAGAUGGAGACGAAGGCAAUGCGUGGAAGCUAAAACCGGAUGUAAUAUUGCGUCGUUUGAAACGUAAAGCGGAAGGCGGGUCCAAGCAUGCAGCUGGGGCCACCAUCACAGCGACGACACCAUUGCCAUUAACCGCCUUGCCGCACACACCGCUACUUUCUCUUGCUACACCUCUGCCAAUAGCGCUAACAACUGGGGAUGCGGUAACGCUUGAAUGGUCCGAACUGGCAGCGGUAGGAACAACAGCAACGGCAGCAUCGACGGCAUCAGCAAUCGGACCGAGUGGCACGCAAGUGAAAGCUUCUGCAGGCUCACUUUUAAAGGGAGCUUUCUUAACAGCAGCCAAUAGAAACAUUCCUAGCAUCAUUGUAAGCUAUCUACCCUUGGAUAGACACUCCGAACAUUUGUUCGAUUCAGAGUUUUUGAUGAGCGCUGGAAUUUCACUUGGAAGCGAGCAGUCCGUUAACGAAAAGGAUGAAGAACCCAAGAAAGAGCAACUAAUUGCUGAUUACAAUGGUGUGGAUGAGGAAUGGACGCCACAAACGCAAACCAAAGAUCAAGCAGCAACGAAACAGAAUGCCGAAGCGGUCUUCUUCAAUAUAACGGACUAUUGCGAGGAGGUGACCUACUAUCAAAACUGCCUAUCGAGCUUGGGCGAGAAUGCGCUCUAUACACGCCUGUGGUAUUUUUUUACACUUUUCAUUUUCGUUCUGAUACCACUAUGCCUGCUGGCCACCUUCAAUUGCUUCCUGAUAAUGCUUGUGCGACGUUCGAAGAAUUUACGCGGCGAAAUGACAAAUGCGAAUAGUAUACGACGUUCGCGCAUGAGCAGCAGCAGCAAAGCGCCACGCAAAGCGCACAGCUCCUCCGUUUCGCAGGAGAAUCGCAUCACUGUUACGCUGAUCGCUGUCGUUUUGCUCUUCAUCGUUUGCCAACUGCCUUGGGCUAUAUAUUUAAUUGUAUCGGAGAAUGUCGAUAUCGAUAACAAUGUGCAAGCGAUAAUUGGUAAUAUUUUCAAUUUUCUUGCCGCCAUCAAUGCGGCUGCGAAUUUUUUCCUCUACUGCGUACUCUCGGACAAGUAUCGGAAGACGGUGCGCGAGCUGAUAACUGGCUAUAAAUAUCGCGCGUAUGCGCGCAAUACCAGCGCUACGGCGAGCCUCUACACGAGUACGCAUGCGUCACAGGCGUUGAAUGGCAGUCGACGUUAUCGACCGACGUCAACGUCGUUAAUCGUGAAGUGAGCGUUGAAGUUAAAAUUGUAUGCUGUUUAUAGUUGAAUUUUGUGUGCUAUAUGUUGUUGUCUCUGAGUGCCUCGAUCGUUGAGUUUAACUCGUUAUCUAUAGCUUAGAAUUAUUUAGUUAUACAAGUAUGAAAUUUAAAAGCAAAUAUAUUUUGCGCUGGCUAAGUAUUGUAUUUAAGUUAAGCGAUUAGUUGUUAUUAAUUACGUGCCUAAGAAAAUGAGUCGAAAUUUAUUAUAAUUUUUGGUAAUUUUAGAAAUUUUUUUGAUAAUACAUAUUAUUCAGAAUGUAUUAAAA
Molecule: messenger RNA, 2695 nt
Organism: Rhagoletis pomonella (apple maggot)
Lineage: Eukaryota; Metazoa; Arthropoda; Insecta; Diptera; Tephritidae
Exons: 7
Coding region: 299-2401 (700 amino acids)
Biological process (GO): G protein-coupled receptor signaling pathway
Cellular component (GO): membrane
Molecular function (GO): G protein-coupled receptor activity
Source: RefSeq, a predicted model, not a curated record